Somion occarium is the source of this 1672-nucleotide messenger RNA. Lineage: Eukaryota; Fungi; Basidiomycota; Agaricomycetes; Polyporales; Cerrenaceae. The record is from the annotation of a GenBank genome assembly.
AUCUGAUCUACUAAAAUAUUCAUACAGCUUGGUGGAGCCAAGGGCCAGAUCUCAGUAUUUAAUCCCCGGGCUCGAGACUUGGUUAAAUUGUUGAUGCUAAUAAUGGUACACUGUUCUGCAUCGACGGCGACUUGGCUGCGACCGUACCAGGCUCUUACAACGUUUUACCAAUCAAAACGAGAUGCUUGGAAGAUGCUACCUACCCGGGAUGGCGAGAGAUGCUAGCGGUCUCACAUUGAUUCGCGUCGGUUGCUAAUUCGCGUUUAGGUGAUUCCGAGAUGAUUGAUUUGGCAGAGUUUCGUCUCUAGCGAUGUUCUACCAUCUGUGGGGGGAUGAUAGUAAUGACCCUGAUUUGAUUCAUGGAGAAGCAAGGGUCUGUUGGCAGAACGGGGUGCCUUGCUCUACCCCAUCGUUUGCCCGUGUUCCUUUCCUUCCUCCAGUGUUCACUUUGGCCCACCCAAAAAGCCGUCCAUGCCUGACUGGAAUUCUCCUGAAGAGCUUCUCCGCGAUGCAGGAAUCUACGUCAAGCUCACGCACGUAAUGGCUGGCGUGUACUUUUGGGAGUUUGCCACUUCGCUUGACUUCGAGUGGCAAUUCAUCUCUGGGAAGAAGAAAUUUCAUUGGCCAAUGAUAUUUUACUUUCUCGCUCGUUAUCUCAUCCUCAUGUGCUUGAUUGGCAUCCUGGUGGCCCUCAACACCACCACUCCCGUGAAUUGCGCAGCAUUAUACGGAGUUGUUGGAUUCGCCGGACAAGCAAGUGUCGGAUUACCCAGUUUGAUCCUCGCUAUUCGCACUAUGGUGAUUUGGAGGAUGGAUCUUCGUGUCGUCAUCCCACUUUCUGUCCUGAUAGUCGGACACUGGGUGUUCAUCCUCCUAGGUUCCGUCAUCACUGGCAAUUGGGUCGAUGGACAGGGCUGCCUCUUCGAUGUGCACUACCACUAUGCACUCAUCGUCACAUUCGUUUAUUCUGUCUGCUUCGAUUUGCUCGUUCUUUCUCUCACCGCUUGGAAGCUUCUCCUCAAUAAACAAAGGCGUUCGCAGAUCGUCAAGCUGAUGUUCAACGACGGUUUGAUUUACUUCGUCGCUUGUUUUGUCGUCAACGUUCCAGCCAUGGUUCUGAUGGCUUUGAACCUGAACGCAAUUAUGGGGGCUAUUUUCAAUCUUCCCGCAGCGACAAUUGCCACAACUAUGGCCUGUCGAGCUGUUCGUCGCUUGCAUAACUUUUCCACUCAAGGACCAGAGAUGUUCUCCUCCAAGAGCAACUCCGAACAAGCAGUCUCGAGUGGAAACCCUCGCUCUCAUACUCCAGGUGGUAUCAACCCCAUCUCUAUUGCCCGCACCGCAAGGCGGUCCAGCGGCGUCCACGUUCAGAUGGAUACUUUCACUGUUGCUGACCAUGAUUCGGAACGAAAGUACGAUGCCAAAUACAGGGACCCAGAGGGUAUGGCAUACUAGGAUCAUGUACCGAUCGUAUUCUUGCGCAUUUGCUGCAGUUGUUCUGAGUGGACUCUCUCUGGAAGAAAUCCCAUCUAUUCGAAUAUUCUAUUGGUCGACUCGUAGUGUCAUUCUUUAGGUUGUUGUCGGUCAAGAGUCAUGUAAUAUGUUCCUUUCCAAGCUUGGUUCUAUGAAUAGCAGUAUCACUCCUGGCGUUUGGUGAAUCUGAUUUGCAGUC